AUGAGAUAUGGUGAUCAAGGACGUAGGGCGACUAAGAUAUUUGAGGUAGGAGGUAGGGAGACUGGAAAGAGUCGAAUGCGUGCCAGGCAAUUGAUGUCCAGUCCAAAUUACAAUCCUCAUAAUCUUAAACAAAUCUUCAUGAGCUUGAUUAACAUCCAGCCUCAUAAUCAUUCAGUUCAGACUUCGCCACCAAAACACCAUCAGUGCUUACGAAAAUGCAAUUGGCCCAAAAUCAUGCAAGUUUACGCCGCCUGUCAUGCGAUCUUCUUAGCUUCCAGUCGCCCGCCUUUCUCUGGAUGUUCGGCUGAGGCUGCCAUUCAUCAUCGGUAG
This is a messenger RNA of Melampsora larici-populina 98AG31, 330 nucleotides long. RefSeq lists its product as uncharacterized. The record is from RefSeq and is a predicted model, not a curated record. NCBI's taxonomy places the organism in Eukaryota, Fungi, Basidiomycota, Pucciniomycetes, Pucciniales, Melampsoraceae. The coding region runs from base 1 to 330 and encodes 109 amino acids. The transcript has 2 exons.